Molecule: messenger RNA, 5588 nt
Organism: Sardina pilchardus (European sardine)
Lineage: Eukaryota; Metazoa; Chordata; Actinopteri; Clupeiformes; Clupeidae
Gene: pcdh15b
Product: protocadherin-related 15b
Biological process (GO): cell-cell junction assembly; inner ear development; sensory perception of sound
Cellular component (GO): plasma membrane; adherens junction; catenin complex
Molecular function (GO): cadherin binding; calcium ion binding
Source: RefSeq, a predicted model, not a curated record
CGCAGCAGUAACAUCUGAGGAAAAUGUGCCAGAGGAGUUGGCUCUUCAAAUGGCUGGGAAUCGGCAUAGGCACUCUAUUACUUUCUGCCUGGACUCACUCUCAAGACACAGAUGAUUGGCAGUAUGAGGAGUGCAAGCUGUCAAGAGGCCCGCCAGCCACCAUAGUCGCCAUUGACGAAGAGAGCCCCAAUGGAACGUUGCUGGUGGAGAACAUGCAGAUCAACGGGCGAGCGGAAGACCCUGACAGAACCAUCUCUCUCUCACUGCGAGACAACUACGACCACUGGGUCAUUCUGGACUCGGUCAGACAACGACUCUACCUAAACAGCACCGGCAGAGUUCUGGACAGGGAUCCUCCGUCGUAUAUCCAGUCCAUCGUGGUGCAGGUGCAGUGUACAAAUGAGCUGGUCGGCACGGUGAUCCUCCACGAGGUCAGGAUUGUGGUGCGGGACCGGAACGACAACGUCCCUCGCUUCCAGCAGCCGCGCUACUACGUGGCCAUUAACGAGCUGACCCCUGUUGGCACCACCAUCUUCUCCGGGUUCUCUGGAAACAACGGAGCCAUUGACAUCGACGACGGACCCAACGGCCAAAUCGAGUACACCAUUCAGUUCAACCCAAAUGACCCAACGGCUAAUAGGACAUUUGAUAUCCCCCUAACCUUGUCUGGCUCUGUGGUGCUUCGAGAGAGGCUGAAUUAUGAAGAAAUCACACGCUACCUUGUUAUCAUCCAGGCCAAUGACCGAGCUCCAAACCCAAAGGAUAGACGGACAGCCACCACAACCCUGACGGUGGACGUGUUGGACGGUGAUGACCUUGGGCCCAUGUUCCUGCCGUGCAGUCUGGUGGACAACACGCACGACUGCAAGCCCCUGACCUACCAUGCCGGCGUGCUGGAGCUGGCUGACCCCAGCAAAGUCAACCCAGUGAACGUGACUCCGCCCAUUCAGGCAGUGGACCAGGACCGGAACAUCCAGCCUCCCUCCGAGCGGCCCGGCAUCCUCUACUCCAUCCUCAUAGGCAAGCCGGAGUCGUAUGCCGAGUACUUCUCAUUGAACCGAACCACGGCGGAGCUGUAUCUGCUUCAGCCCAUCAGCAGAGACCUCAACCACAAAUUUGACCUGGUCAUCAAGGCUGAGCAGGACAAUGGACACCCGCUACCAGCCUUCGCUAAUUUGCACAUUGAGGUGCUUGAUGAGAACAAUCAGGCGCCCUACUUCCAGGCGCCCGUGUACCACGGCUUUAUCAGCGAAUCAGCACCCGUGGGCACCACCAUCUCCGACAACGCCAAUCUCACAGCCCCGCUCGCCAUCGUCGCCCUGGAUAAUGACAUCGAGGAGACCAGGGACCCCAUGGUGCAGAUCUCGCUGGGCAGCUACGACAGCAUCUUCGCGGUGACCCCGCUGGGGAUCGCCCGCCACCUGACGCUGCUCAAGCCCGUGGACCGUGAAGAGCAGCAGAGCUACGUGUUUGCGAUGAUCGCCUCGGACGGCGUCCAAGAGAGCCCGCCGGUGACCGUCAACAUCACGGUGAUCGAUGCCAACGACAACACGCCCACCUUCCCCAACGUCUCGUACGGCGUCAACGUCUUCACCGACAUGCGGCCGGGAGAUACCGUCCUGCGGCUAACAGCAGUGGACGCGGACGAGGGCCCCAACGGCCUGGUCACCUACCGCAUCCUGGCAGGAGACCAGGGCCAUUUUGUGAUCGAGAAGCACACGGGGGUGAUCAAAGCCAUGCCGGGCAUCAGUCUGGCCGUGGGCCGCACCUACGCCCUCACUGUGGAGGCCAUUGACAACGGCCCCAAGGCCCAGAGGAGGAGCUCCAUCACCACGGUGUACAUUGAGGUGCUGCCGCCCAACAACCAGAGCCCCCCCACCUUCCCCCAGCUGCUCUACAGCCUGGAGGUCAGCGAGGCCAUGAUAACCGGAGGCACACUGCUCAACAUCCAGGCUACGGACCGUGAAAAGGAUCCUAUUACCUACGCCAUCCUGAGGGGCGAUCCUGACGGCACCUUCGGACUCCUGCAAGAAUCCGGACUCCUGCUCCUGGACAAGGCGCUGGACAGGGAGGCGACGGAUCGAUACACGCUGGUUGUCACGGCGUCCGACGGAAAGGCAGACGGGACCUCCACGACGACCGUCAACAUCCUGGUCACCGACGUCAACGACAAUGAUCCCGUCUUCGAUCGCUCCCUCCCCAGAAACCUCUCGGUCCUUGAGGAGGAAGCUAACGCCUUCGUGGGCCAAGUGAAGGCCAGCGAUCCGGACGCGGGGGCCAACGGCGAGGUCCGCUACCGCCUCCUCACCCACAACGGCCUGUUCCGCAUCAACAGCUCGGGGGCCAUCGUCACGGCGGCGCCGCUGGACCGCGAGGUCAGAGGUCACUACCAGCUGCUGGUGGAGGCGUCGGACGGCGCCCAGGACCCGCGCCGCACCACCCUGCUGCUGCCCGUCGCCGUGCUCGACGUGGACGACAACAGCCCCGUGUUCUCGCAGCCGGCGUACGAGGCCACGCUCGCCGAGAACAGCCCCGCCGGCACCGUCCUCCUCCACCUCAGCGCGCAUGAUGCUGACCUCGACUCCAACGUCACGUACCGGAUCAGAACGGAGGAGGCCCGGCAGCUGUUCUCGCUGGACCCGGUGACGGGCCAGCUCUCUGCCCGGCACUCGCUGGACUUCGAGACGCUGGCCCCCGAGGCCGUCACACACACCUUUGUGGUGGAGGCGGUGGACAGCCAGGGCACCAUGCCUCCCGGACUGGCCACGGUCACGGUCAAGAUAAUGGACAUGAACGACUACUCUCCCGUGUUCAGUCAGCCCCUGUACCGAGGGGUGGUGGCUCCCAACGCCGUCAAGGGGACCGUCAUCAUCACGGUGUCGGCUGAGGAUGGGGACCCCCCUGACACGGCGGACAGUAGGAUACACUACCAGGUGGACGGCGAGCAGUUCCACUACAGCACGAGCCUCUUCGGCGUGGAGGAGUAUACGGGCCAGGUGGUCACCAGGGUCAACCUCAACGAGGAGCCCAACGCCAAGUUCAACCUGGUGGUUAUUGCCUAUGACGGAGGGGAGCCGGCGAAGUUCAAUAAGACCCUGGUGGAAAUCACUGUCCUCCAGCCCUCGGUGAUACCAAUCUUCACCCAGGAGGAGUACAGGUUCCCUCCUGUGAGUGAGAACGCCCCCGUCGGGAAGGUUGUUGGGGUCAUUCUGGCUGCAGCCGUCAACCAGACAAUCAUCUACUCUAUUGUCGAGGGCAACGAAGGAGGUGAGUUUGCCCUCCACAACAGCACAGGUGUGAUCACCACGGCGAGGACAUUGGACUUUGAGACCAACAGCAGCUACGUGCUGAGGGUGGAGGCUGACCCCCUGCAAGUCAUCUCAUCAAACCUGCGGGUCCCUGCAAAGACAUAUGGAGAAAGAGCGGUGGACAAGGACACGGGGAACUACAGCGCCAUGCUGUACCGGCUCAUCGUCCCCCCCACGGCGGACGGGAAGGACAGCUUCGUGAUCGAGCCCUACUCCGGGGUCAUCAAGACGGCCAUCAUGUACCGCAACAUGCGCCGCUCCUACUUCAAGUUCCAGGUCGUCGCCGUGGACAACUACGGAGAGGGCCUCAGCAGCAGCGCCGAAGUGGUGGUGUCUGUGGUGAACCAGCUGGACAUGCAGAUCGUGGUGUCCAACGUCCCCCCCACCAUGGUGGAGCAGAACAAAGAUCAGCUCAUGGGGAUUCUGGAGCGCUAUGUUCAAGACCAGAUCCCCGGCGCUAAAGUGGUGGUGGAGUCCAUCGGGCCUCGUCGCUACGGCGACAGCUUUGAGCAAGAGGACUAUUCCAAGUCUGACCUCAUGGUGUACGCCAUCGACCCGCUGACCAAUCGCGCGCUCUCGCGUCAGGAGCUCUACAAGUUCCUGGACGGGAAGCUGCUGGACAUCAACAAGGAGUUCCAGCCGUACCUGGGCCGCGGCGGACGCAUCCUGGAGAUCCGCACGCCGGACGUGGUGGCCAGCGUGAAGAAGUCGGUGCAGACGGUGGGCUACACGGAGGGCGCGCUGCUGGCGCUGGCCAUCAUCAUCAUCCUCUGCUGCAUCCCCGCCAUCCUCAUCGUCAUCGUCACCUACCGGCAGCGACAGGCAGAAUGUGCGAAAACAGCUCGGAUCCAAAUGGCAUUGCCAACGGGCAAAUCUGUGGGUGGCGCCGCCAACAAUCUCUAUGAGGAGCUGGGCGACAGCACCAUGAGAGGCUACGGACAUCAGGAGCAGCAGCAGCUUCUGCGCCCUUCUCUGCUGCGCCCCGAGGAGCUCUCAAUGGAGUCGGGCAUCGACCCUGGGCAGGACUAUUACACCCAGGAUUACUAUAAUUAUGAACACGGGUAUGACCUCCCUCAGUACGGCAGCCGCAGGAAGUUGAUCUCCCCGACGGGGAUGUACGACGAGUACGGAGAGGUCAUCAUGGACGACGACGGCAGCUACUACUACAGCCCACAGGACUCUGAGGGCGAGGAGUACGGGAGGAAGAAGCGCAUCAGGCUGGUGGUGGACCGGGAGUACGAGACCAGCUCCACGGGCGAAGAGAGCGCCCCCGAGACGCAACGCGGGCGACCGACGGGGCCGGCCGGGCCGCCCAACCACGGCUCGGCCCCGAGCACAAGCGUGAACGGCAGCGUGUACCUGGCGCAGAACGGCUCGGUGGUGCGCACGCGGCGCUCGGCGCUGGCCAACAGCUUCAAGCCCGGCGGCGGCGGUUGUGGCGGCAUCGGCUCGCCGUCGCGCCUCGCCAAGCACUUCCGCAAGCUGGAGCGGCUGGCGGUCACGCACGAGGAGAGGCUUCCGCUCAACAGCCCCAACCUGUCGGACUCUGCGACCGAGCACGACGGCACCUCCGGCAACGGCAACCCCGGGGCCAGCUCGGGGUCGAAGGUCAACCUGACUCUCGCCCAGGCGCCCGACCGGACGAGCGAGUCAGGCGAGCAGGAGUCGGCCGUGGACAACGAGGAGCCGCCGCGGGCGCAGCCGCUGAGCGAGUCGCACAGCGACCGGACGCAGUCCGACGAGGAGGAACUGUGGAUGGGGCCUUGGAAUAACCUGCACAUACCAAUGACCAAACUGUGACUCAGCACUUUUUGAUAUAUAUAUAUAUAUAUCAAUUCUAUAUAUAUAUAUAUAUAUAUAUAUAUUAUACCCUCUUACUUCUCGCCAGGGCUUUAAGCACAGCUUGAGAGAAGUGGGGGGGGGCAUACUUUUUAAAUUGUCUAAAAAAUGAAAUAGCUGGAAAUACAUACAACGCAUUUGUGGCAGUGAGGUGGAAAUUUCUGGAUUUUUGCACUUGAAAUGUUUGAUAUUAUUUAAUUUACUUGACCUGCUGCCAUUCAUCAGGAACGUUUGAAGCGUUUCUCACGAACCGAACAAUUGACACACACACACACACAGCUAGGCCUUGACCGGACAUCCAUGUUUGGACGUUUUUUUGCCCAUACCUAUGUAUCUCUUACAACUUGGUGUCUUACAACUUGUGAAAAGUUGCUGAACGAAGCAAAACAAAAAAAAGUAUUGUGACAUCGAUAGCCAACAACAAUAAAGAAAGCACCAGUU